Messenger RNA from Ilex paraguariensis (yerba mate), 378 nucleotides. The record is from the annotation of a GenBank genome assembly. NCBI's taxonomy places the organism in Eukaryota, Viridiplantae, Streptophyta, Magnoliopsida, Aquifoliales, Aquifoliaceae.
AUGGCACUCUAUGUGACUAUUUCUUAUGCAGGUGCAGCAGCAGCUGAAUUUUCAGCCAGGGCAUUACCAGGGUUUUUGCAAAGUCUGGUUUCCAUGAUCAGUCCCUCUGAUGCAUUGCUGGAAGCAUUUCUUAAGACUGAUGCUGCAUUUAGGAAUGAACUGGAUUCUCAUCGUAAAUUGAAAGGAUUUAUCAAGAAAGACUGGCACCCUGGUUGUACUGCUGUUGCUGCUCUUGUAGUUCAAAACAAGCUUUUUGUUGCUAAUGCUGGUGAUUGCAGGAUAAUCUUGUGUCGAGCCGGCAAUGCCUAUGCUCUAAGUAGGGUGAGAUGGGGCACCUUUAGUCAUCUUACUGCUUAUUUGAGCUUAUUAGUAGAAUAA